Molecule: messenger RNA, 751 nt
Organism: Eurypyga helias (sunbittern)
Lineage: Eukaryota; Metazoa; Chordata; Aves; Eurypygiformes; Eurypygidae
Gene: DNAJC12
Product: DnaJ (Hsp40) homolog, subfamily C, member 12
Exons: 5
Coding region: 37-627 (196 amino acids)
Cellular component (GO): cytoplasm
Source: RefSeq, a predicted model, not a curated record
CGCCUCGGGCUAAAACAGCCCCCUGGACCAGCCCGGAUGGAUGCCAUCCUGAACUGCAGGGCGGAGGACUUGGAAGAUUACUACAACUUGCUCGGAUGCGACGAGCUGUCCACGGUUGAACAAAUUCUUGCAGAAUUUAAGAUUAAAGCCCUUGAAUGUCAUCCUGACAAACAUCCUGGAAACCCCAAAGCAGUGGAGAAUUUCCAGAAGCUGCAGCAAGCCAAGGAGGUUCUUACUAACGCAGAGAGUCGUGCGCGUUACGAUUACUGGCGCCGGAGCAAAAUUACCAUCCCGUUCCAGCAGUGGGAGGCCCUGAGCAGUUCUGUGAAAACGUCAAUGCACUGGGCCGUCCAAAGUAAAAAGGACCAAAUGUUGGAAGCUCCCGACUUGAGUAACAGCAACAACAUAACUGAGGUUUGGACCCAACAGACCGAAAACAAUGAAGACGGAUUAUCAGAUGGGAACAGGGAGCAAGAUGAUGUUGCAAUUCCCGAUGUGAAAGCACAGUCUUCAAAGAAUCCAGACUCCCCAAGAUUUUCAGAGGCAAAUUACUGGCACUUGCGUUUCCGCUGGUCAGGGGAUGCUCCAUCAGAUCUUCUGAGGAAAUUCAGAAACUAUGAGAUCUAAAAUGCAAAAUACGUAAGAGCGUGAGAUCAUCUGCUCCACAGUUCAGUAUUUUUUUUUUUUUGGCAGCAGUGAUGAGUUAUUUGUAUUUUGUAUUCGUUCAGUGUGAUGGGAGCGUUGUUCGAAU